AUGCCAUGCGAAUGGAGGACGAGACGGACGGCAAAAUUCUCCAUCGAGGCCCGAUAUCUUCUUUCUCGGAGGGUUGAUACGAUUUUGGACUGCCUACGAAGGAUUCGCCAGCGGGCAGCUGAGUGCACAUCUUGGGAUACGAUCAUCGCUUCCGCACCUCAACUACCGCUGCCUGAACCUGAUCCCCUCGAUACGGAACUGAUAGACGGACACAAGAUUGGCGAUGAAAGUGACUCGUCAGACACCUGGGGAUUCGAGAAUUGUGACGUGGAUUCUCAGCUAGGCGGCAAUACAACGACAGUAGAGGUCGAAGAGAAGCAGAAACAUAACGCAACGCCAAAUCUUCUUUCUACCCCGUGGGAGGAAACAGUACUUUGCGAUCUUACCACGAGAAUUAUGAAAAUAGAGGCACAAAGUCAGGAUACCGCCUCGCUACUGCUCUAUAAGAACGGUGCGACGGAACACUGGGUUCUCAAUCAGUGUGCUCAAACCGACUCCCAAGCCGCGUCAACACUCCUAAGCGAUUUCCUAGAGCUGCACCCGAUUCUGACACUUCCAGCACCCAGAUCUUCCUGCUCUUCCUCUUCAUACUCCUAUUACUCUUCAUCCGAAGAAGACUCGAGCAUCGGCCCAGGUGCGGACGGAAACGGCUCCGACUUCACGCGAAACGGUGAUUCGGAUUCUUGCCUCCAUAGCCAGCCAGAAGUAGAGGAAAUCUCGGCCACACAGCUCGCCAAGUUGGGUCAAUUGAUUUACAACAUCGAAAGGUUCAGCCAGUACCUCAACUCAAGUCUUGACAAAGAACGCAAAUCGCAUCGCGUCCAGGAUGAGCGGUGGAGUCUUCGGGAAUCUGACGGAAACGUGGCUGCACUCAUGAAGUCUCGCGGCUACACCAGCCCACUCCGCCAGUGCAUCACGGUUGAUGAGCAAUGGCCUUCGGAAUGGGACCUCCUUGCUCCAGAGAUACGGCCAUUUUAUGACAAAUAUGCUCCUGCGCCGAAGAUCGAGCCGAUCGAGCCCAAGGAGAAAAAACCUGCUAGGGAGCCUCGUUGGUAG
Messenger RNA from Clonostachys rhizophaga, 1056 nucleotides. The record is from the annotation of a GenBank genome assembly. NCBI's taxonomy places the organism in Eukaryota, Fungi, Ascomycota, Sordariomycetes, Hypocreales, Bionectriaceae.